CAAAUGAGACCCUCUCUCUCUAUGCUCAUUUCCCCCCUAUAAAUACUCUACUUGCCCAAUCCCUCUUUCCCCACAAGAACCACAUCCUCUCAUCUCUGUCAUUCUGCAGCUAGCUGAAAAAAUCUUCAGAGAAUCAUCAGUUCAUCACAAAAGACUAUCAAGCGAGGCAAGUACGUGACGGUGACUGUGAUGAGCGGCGGCGGCGGCGGCGGGAGGGGGAUGACGAGGGGGCUGGACCUGAAGCUGAACCUGUCGCUGCCGGCGGUGGCGCGCGCGGUGUCGCCGGCGGCGGACGACGAGUCGUCGCCGAGCUCGUGCCUGUCGUCGGAGAGCGAGCUGCGGCAGCAGCACGGCGGCGGCGGCGGGCAGCUGCAGUGGUCGGACAGCCCGGAGGCGACGUCGAUGGUGCUCGCCGCGUGCCCGCGCUGCUUCCUCUACGUCAUGCUCGCCGAGGCCGACCCGCGCUGCCCCAAGUGCCGGAGCCCCGUCAUCCUCGACUUCCUCCACGCCGGCGGCGGCGGCGGCAUCAACGCCGACGGCCGCCGCCACCGGAGGGGAUGAACAUGGCCAUGACCAUGAUGGCAGCAAGAGAUCGAGGAGAAGCAUCUACACGCUUCUUUGAUCGCGCAGAGGCAUCAGGAAUUCAGGAUCAAGAAGAACAACGAGAAGAAGAAAUCUCACCUUGAUGAUGAUCACAGUUAAUUAGUUCUAGGCCCCAUUAGUUUCUUCUCAAUUAGCAGCAGUAGUAUCAUGAUUAAUCAGCUCGAUCCUCUGCAGAUUAUGCAGUAUAACCAUGAUUUAUAAGCAUCAAUCUAUAUAUUAUCACACGUAGUAUCAUCGAUUCGAUCGAUCCCAGCAUGCAGUAGUUCAUCAUCAUCGUAUAUAUGCAACGCAUGUCAAAUCUGUUUCGUCGUC
This is a messenger RNA of Oryza sativa Japonica Group (Japanese rice), 915 nucleotides long. Its product is annotated as protein GL2-INTERACTING REPRESSOR 1. Lineage: Eukaryota; Viridiplantae; Streptophyta; Magnoliopsida; Poales; Poaceae. The record is from RefSeq and is a predicted model, not a curated record.